Mucor mucedo is the source of this 1669-nucleotide messenger RNA. Its product is annotated as aspartic peptidase domain-containing protein. Gene Ontology annotation, molecular function: aspartic-type endopeptidase activity. The coding region runs from base 117 to 1379 and encodes 420 amino acids. The record is from RefSeq and is a predicted model, not a curated record. Lineage: Eukaryota; Fungi; Mucoromycota; Mucoromycetes; Mucorales; Mucoraceae. The transcript has 3 exons. Gene Ontology annotation, biological process: proteolysis.
AAAAAAAAGAAAGAAAAAGGAAACGAACGUCGAGAAUAUAAUUGAAUACAUUUCUUUUUUAUAUAUAUUUCUUUUUUCUUCUUCUUUCUUUCAAUUACGAUAAAAACUAUUUUAUUAUGAAGACAACCUUGAUUUGCUUGGCUGCAAUUGCAUUAUCCGUUACUGCUGAGCCUAUUCAGAGAAUUCCUCUUUUUUACAAGCGAUCUUCUGGUGAGGACUUCAGGUCAGUGGAAGGCCAAGUGCUUAAGAAUGGUAUGCUUGGUGGUGUAGUUCAAAUUGGUAACCCACCAAAGAACUUUACAAUGGCAUUUGAUACAUCUACUGGGUUUUCAUGGGUUCGCGGUGAGCAAUGUGGUGAUGCCAAUUGUCAAGGGCGUAACUCGUAUGAUGCAAGAAAUUCAACCACAGCCAUCUCAACAGGUCGAUCAUUUACCAAGGAUUACGGCAAAGGCAUUGUUUAUUCCACCAUCUAUGCUGAUACCUUCCAAUUUUCAGACAUCAUCGUCAAAAACAUGACCUUUGGUGGUGCUUAUCGAAUGGAAAACUUCGAUGAAGGUUUUGAUGGUUUCCUUGGUCUUGGUCGAAAUGUCAAUUUGAAUAUCACAAACGUUAAAUAUGCAAAGCGUGAUGUCCCUCCUCCUGGUUUCGUUCAAGCUGCUUUCCAACAAACCUAUGGCUUGCAAAGCUCACAAUUUGGUAUGUACACUACUUCCGUCGGUAGUGGUUUCUCUGAUUCUGGCUCUGUCCCUGCCUCACCUGGUCAAAGCAGUAAUCCUGUUACUUCAGGUGGGUUUGGCUUUGCAAAGAGAAGCUUAGAUGAACCUGCUGGUUAUCUCGUUAUUGGUGGUAUUGAUACCGAUGCUAUAAAGGGUAAAUUGUAUAACAUUAACGCCAACGAAGACACUGGGUCCGGUAAUUGGGCCGUUCCUGUCCGCCAAGCUGAAUUUGAAGAUGACUUGGAAUUCGAGGUUGACAAAAAUGCAAAUGCUGUUCUUAGCACCUCCACUGAUGUAAUCGGAUUACCCAACAAGCAAGCUGAUGAAUUCCAGAAGCAUUGGUACGCUGAAUAUGACGAACCUGAUAAUACCUUCAUGAUCCCUUGUUGUCUUAUGGAUAGACUUACAGCCUUCAAUAUCCAAUUUGGUGGUGUCAAGGUUUCUAUUCCUCCUUCUUACUGGAGUCAUCCUCGCGAGGUCAAUAGUUGUUGUGAACUGUGUCGUACUCAUAUCGGUCGCAGUGACUCUGAUACCGAUUAUGUUAUCGGUUCUGCAUUAACAAACGCAUUCUAUUCUCAAUUUGAUUCCGAAAGUAACAAGAUCGGUUUGGCCAUGAAGAAGAGCCACAUUGAGGAUGAUGGACUUGAGCUUUAUGAAGCUUAAAAAACAUUAGACUUUUUUUUUUAUCGAAUCAAAUCAUAAACAUAUACACUUUUCUUUUCUUUAAACACCCACCCACCCACACACAAACACAAAAACACACACAUACACACACAAAAACAUAUUAAUAAUCGUGCUAUAUUUUAUAUUCCCCUUUUCCUCUCGUCCCACACUCACUUGCUAUUAAAAAAAUAACCUCAUUACUACAUGUACACAUACAACCUACAAAUAGCUGUAUAAAAAUAGACUUUUUUUUUUAUUUCUUGACAAAUAUAUAAAAAAGGGCUCAAGGG